Phycodurus eques (leafy seadragon) is the source of this 4864-nucleotide messenger RNA. Its product is annotated as zinc fingers and homeoboxes protein 2-like. Gene Ontology annotation, biological process: regulation of transcription by RNA polymerase II. Bases 781 to 3465 code for a protein of 894 amino acids. Gene Ontology annotation, cellular component: nucleus. Lineage: Eukaryota; Metazoa; Chordata; Actinopteri; Syngnathiformes; Syngnathidae. The transcript is spliced from 14 exons. Gene Ontology annotation, molecular function: DNA-binding transcription factor activity, RNA polymerase II-specific; DNA binding. The record is from RefSeq and is a predicted model, not a curated record.
AGACGAGGGCAGACGUCAGCACAGUGACAACACGGACUUCAUUCACCUAAACACCGGCCGACAUGCUUCAUGGAUGCGUCGGUACAUCCUCUGUCAGCCAGUCAGAAGAGUUGGUCCACUUUCUAGCAGCCUCCUGUGAACUUUCCGCGUCUCCGGCAGCACGCAGCCGCUAUGGAGGGAUACCGGUGCGGCAUGCAAAUACGUACUCUGACGUCGGCGAUCAUGUGGCUUUUGGCGUAGAUCCUCCUUGUGAUCGUCGAUUUUUUUUGUCCCCCCACCCCCCCCACUCCUGUCGCCUGUUGUCUGCCUAGCUACUGAAGCUACACUGUUUUAAACAGCUUUUCGCGCAUUCUGGCGCUUUGGGAUUGUAACGCACGCUACCCGAGCAUCGCGACGGAACAGUGGACAGACUGUCAGGAGUUGGGGCUCCAGCACAGAGGUCUUUCUGCACACAGAAACCAACUGGAAGACCAAGGUGGUGUCCUGUCAUGCAUUUUCAUGAGGUCAUCUUGCUGCGGAGCUGACGCUGUCAGCGAGACGAGCUCAGAACUUCACCCUCUAUUGCUCCGUUCUCUGCAGCCACUCAUCGUGGCCCAGGGGGCAGUGGCUCCCCUGUUCUAAAAGUCUGACCUGUCCACAGUACAAGUCAGUCCUCCUGGCGAGUCGAAACAUUGUCUGGGCAGUCGUCCUGCCUCACUCUCUCUCCAGUCAUAGUUUCUUUUCCCGGAUAUCUGGCCAAGUAAAAGUGCAAGGAGCCCUCCAUCAUUAUUCAUCAUCAUCAUGUCUAGCCGGCGGAAGGCUUCCACCCCCUGUAUGAUCCGACCACAGGAGACCAUGGUGGAGUUGGAUGAUGAUGAUGAGGAGACAACAGAGAACCAUACUGAGGAGGAUGCUAUGGAGACCGAUCCAUCUGCUGACCUAGACCUGACGGGGAAGACCCCUGAAUCCCCAGCAGCACCUGACAUCCCAGUGUCUGAGUCAUCAGACAGUUCCAAGCCUUCAUGUAAACAGCAAAGGGGAUAUGAGUGCAAGUACUGUACCUUUUCCACUCAGAACCUCAACACAUUCAAAGAACACGUGGAUGCCAACCACCCCAACGUCAUCCUCAACCCACUGUAUCUGUGUGCUGUCUGUAAUUUCAACACAAAAAAGUUUGACUCCCUUACAGAACAUAACGAUAGGAAUCACCCAGGGGAGAGCAACUUCAAGUUUAAACGCAUCAAAAUGAACAAUCAGACCAUCUUGGAACAGACAAUAGAGGGCUGCAGUAACAAUGCAGUCAUUUACAAUAGUUCCAGUGUCGUGUCUGGUAAAGCAGAGGGGCAGAGCACUGUGCCCCUCAGCAAAACCACCGCAAUCAAGAUCGGGAAACAAAAAGUCAUGUCUUCAGAUAAUAAACAGACGGAGCCUCAUUUGUGUAAACUGAACCCCGACUUGACGAAGAAAGCAAUCACAGCACUCAAUGUCAACGGGACAGUAAUCAUCCCAGAGUCGACUCUCCUCAAAGCUGAUGGCCUUUCUCACAUCAUGCCUUCCCUGCAGCGGCCUGUAAACUACACCCAGGUGCCGAAGAUCGCUAUUCCCCUCAACACAACCAAAUACAACCCUUCUCUGGAUGACAACCUGACCCUCAUCUCUUCCUUCAACAAAUUCCCAUACCCAACACAAGCUGAGCUCUCUUGGCUUACUGCAGUCUCGAAACAUCCAGAGGAGCAAAUUAAAGUGUGGUUUACCACGCAGAGGCUCAAACAGGGCAUUAGCUGGUCACCGGAGGAGGUGGAGGAAGCAAGAAAGAAGAUGUUCAAUGGUACAAUCUCCUCUGUGCCUCAGACCUUCACAGUUGUAACGCCUCAGCUUACCACUCAGUCAUCCGCCAACCCAUUACCAGUAACCACCGCAGUCUCCAAAUCAGUGCAGCCUGCGGCCUCAGUCCUCCAGUCCGUCCCCUGCCAACUCCUGGGACAGACAAGCCUGGUGCUGACUCCUGUUGCCAACGGCUCUACUGUCACAUGUGCACCACUGGCACUCACGUUGGCUAACCAGGUUGCCCAGUCACUCAAACGACCCUUGCCCUCACCCUCAACUGCCUCAGAGAAUAAACGGCCCUCCAUCAUUCAAGCCAUAUCUGCGCCUAUUGCAACAUCCAAGAUGGCAUCGCCCAAAGUGUUAAACUUCACUGCAGACCCCAACAAAACAGCUGAGCAGCUCUCAGUGCUACGGUCCAGCUAUAUGCAGUGUCCUUUCCCUGAGGAAGAAGAGAUCUACAGGCUGAUAGAGACCACUGGGCUGUCCAGAGGAGAGAUUAAGAAGUGGUUCAGUGAACAAAGGCUCCUUAAUCUCAAAGGUGUUCCUCCGCCGCCAGUGCUGGUGAAAGCUGAUGUGACUCCAGUACCUAAAGAUGGACCCGUGAGGAAAGCGGUCCCGAGCCACUUCCCCCUGCUGGAGCGGGUGAAGGGGAAGUCCUCGGAGCAACUGAAUGCACUCGAGGAGAGUUUCCAGAGAAGCAGCUCUCCAACGGACACUCAGCUUGAUCAAUUGGCCCAGGAGACCAGGCUGUCCAAGACUGAGGUGGACUGCUGGUUUUCUGAGCGCAGGGCGCUGAGGGACAACAUGGAGAAGGCGUUGCUCAGCGUGACCUCCAAGAAUACAGAUGACAAAGGCGACAGGCCAGGCGUGUUGCUCAAUGGUUCCGCUCAUCGUGAGCAGGAUGGGAAAAUUCUCCAAUCAUCAGCUCUCCCACAGUUCCUUUCUUCUUCUUCGUCAUCCUCAUCCUCCCCUCCUAUGCUUGCAGCAUCGUCCCCUCAUCCUCCAACCCUGUCUGCCUCUGCUUCACCUCCCAUCCUUAAUUCAUCCUCCUCCUCUCCACAUCCUCCCAUCCUAUCUGUGUCGACGAGCCCAGCUCCCAUCCCAAGUGGCUCCCUCACUCUGCUGCGAGAGAUGUUCUGUCGGACCCAGUGGCCAACACCUGAAGAGUACAGCCACCUGGAGGGGCAAACAAGCCUGGGCCGCACUGACAUUGUCCGCUGGUUUAAGGAACACCGCUCGGCCCGAAAGAACGGUGAGACCUUGGACUGGUUGGAAGCUUACCAGAGCCAAAAAGAACAGCAGAAAUCAGGACAAGAGCAGAAGAGAGACAAUUCUGACAAACAACAACAAAGUGUACCACUGGAAGGAAAAGUGGAGGAAGCUGGUGAGAAGAAAACAGCAGAAGCCGCAUCUACGGAGAACUCCAAGCUGUCCAACCCAGACACAGUACAGUGGUUGACUGAAAAACUCACUCACAGUGUGUCUGACCUGGGCCAGGCCAGGCUGGACCAGACCAGUUCUAAUAUUGCUGAAAAGGGAAGGUGGGUUCAGGUGACUGUGGCUGUGGGCGAAGAGAGUGAGGCAGGAUUACAAAGACCGAGACUCGCAGCAGAUGCUGAUGUUUUGACCUUGGAGCAACCUGGGAGGGUCACUGGCUGAUGAUGAUGUGAAUCCAUACACGAGUCACAAAGGUAACUUAAGACACAGAUGCCAAAAGUGCAAGUGGAGUUGUAUCCCCAUGCCGGUGGUGUGGUGACAAAGCAGGUUGGACAUCUGCUCGCCUGUCCAAUGACGUGUGGUGCAGAUGCUCACAUGUAGAGGAGUGCCAAAGCUGGACUUAAUGAUUAAUUUUGGGGGGGAAGAAGUAUCCUUGUAAAUAUUUUUCUGUAUUGCUAAAUACAUGUGUACAGUUGUCUUGGAAGGGCAUGUUUUGUUGUUUUUUUUUUUUUAAGACUUGUGCCCAGUACUUAAAAUGUUUGUGUUGUUGUAGCUAAAUGUUGGAAAGAAGCUGUUUAUUUGCUGGAAAUUAAUGCUAUUUUGGAGGAAAAUUUAACCUGCUUUCUGCUUAGUACGAGUACUCUUUUUCUUAAUGGCACUUGUAUUACUAUAAGGCUUUCUUGCUCUCGGCCGCCUCAUCUCCAGCUAGAACUUUUCUCUAGCAGCGUCAGCCCCUUUAUAAAAGGAGUCUCAGACAAUGUUCUCGAAGGGAAGUGAGUGAGAGGGAAUGGAUUGUGGGAGUGCAAGCUUGGCCUCACUGCUGGAGACUGAGCUCGACGUUUGCCACAAAGAGCCACCACGUGUGCAGACCAAUUAGGCCAAUGAAUGAUAGAAUGCACUAACUUGUAUCUUUUUUGUCCUCCUGCACCAGUACCUGAGGCAAUAACAGUGCAGAAUGUUCUUAUUUCUGUUCUACUAAUGUUUAAAGACAAAGUCUGUCUGAUCACACCAUGCUGCCUUUUCAGCUCUUUCCGCAUCAACUGAUGAAGAUGAUGAUUCAUAUGGAUUUGGGGGGGGGGGGGGGAAACUGGCUAUUUUCCACUGAAUUUGAAUUUGCAGGGUUGUGGAGAUUAUUGACUGACGAUUAAACAACUGAAGCAGUUUCAAGUGUGAAUCUUGUUCAGCUGUGAAUUGUGAACGUCUCGUCCGCUUUCGCCUUUCUGGGAUGUCUUCUCAACUGGCAGUUGGGGAUUUUGGUUAUUACUGUACAGUCUGCAAUUUUUCUUUUACACGUAAGAUCAAAACUUGGUUGACUGCCUUACAAUCUUUUUUUUUUUUUUUUUUUUUACUUGUACUCAAGAUUUAAAGGGAUAUUGUGUAUUUUGUUUUGUCUAAUUGCAUCCUCAUGCUAGCGAUUCCACUGUCACUUCUAUAUAAUGCUGGUUUGAAAAGCAAAAUGAACGUUUCUGCAGCUUAAAUUUCAUGUUCAAGCGUAUUCUGGCUUCUGGUCGGCUUCUAAGGAAUACUGCCUGCAUUUUUAUUUUCUACUUUAAAUCUGCUCUAACUCAAUAAAUACAUAAUGCUGGUCUUGGUCUUCAUGCAUUAAAACCUGAAGAUUGUA